CCAACUUAUACUGAAUAUUCUUAUGGCGAUCGUGUACCUGAUGAUGUAUCUAAUACUUUAGCUGCUGCACUUGAUGUAUACGCGUUUUUAAAAGUGUUUUUUAAAGAAUUCUCGAUAUAUGCUAAUUUGGAUUUUCAUAUUGCUG
Molecule: messenger RNA, 145 nt
Organism: Dentiscutata heterogama
Lineage: Eukaryota; Fungi; Glomeromycota; Glomeromycetes; Diversisporales; Gigasporaceae
Source: the annotation of a GenBank genome assembly